Messenger RNA from Anopheles stephensi (Asian malaria mosquito), 1910 nucleotides. RefSeq lists its product as uncharacterized. Gene Ontology annotation, molecular function: nucleic acid binding. Lineage: Eukaryota; Metazoa; Arthropoda; Insecta; Diptera; Culicidae. The transcript is spliced from 4 exons. Bases 241 to 1602 code for a protein of 453 amino acids. The record is from RefSeq and is a predicted model, not a curated record.
UAAAAAAAAAAACUGCAGAAUUUUCAUUAUACUAUUCUACGUUCUUUCCAGAUUACCUUUUUGUUGCAUGUCAAAUUGUAGUUGCCCUAUAUGCACACCUUGAAUUACAGUUGGAUCAUUUUUUUUCGAUUGGUGGUACGGGCCAACAAUAUACUAGAACAGUAGGGAAUCAUUGUUUACUAAACGAUUUUAGUAAUUAACAAAGAUUGAAUCAGAAAAUUACCACAAAUUGCUGGUAAUAUGAAAUUUCAGUCUUGUGCACGUCAGAAAAGACUAGCCACUCGGCGGGCAAACAUACACAAAAGGAUGCGGCGUAAAUGGCUUCAGCCUUUCUCUCGUGGCUGUAAAUCUAGACCGUGGCCAGCACGCAAUGAAACAGAAACAUCAGAAGAUUCCACAACUAGUCUGGAAUCAGCGGAACCCGCUGUUAACACCGAUUGGAUCAUCGAAAGAUACCGCACCCCGCAUGAUACCAACUCGCUGUGGAAUUUGAAGAAAUGGUUCAUGCAAUUGCACAAGGAAUGCAUCCCGGAAGAGGAGUUAGUUGCGCUGGCGCAAGUAUUCGCGAACAUGGUAGCGUACGGAUGUAGAUAUGCGCCUGAGCUCAUGGAGCGAGUGAGCGAGCUUGGUAAACCAGUGGCCAAAGUUUAUCACAGUUUGAAGGCGAAAAGAAGUUUUCGCGCCCAAAUCCCGGUGAAAACUGAAUGCCAUGAGUCGCCGGCACACGUUCCGGCGGACCCGGAAGAGCUAGAUUGGAGGAUGGAUCCCGUCUUUCCGGCCCACACGCUGGACGAGAUACUCCGUAACAUCAUUGUGGUGAACAAUUCUUUAAAAGAAACAACGGAAUGGUUCGAACGUUUGGGUAGUGGUACGAUAUCGAUUGCCAUCAGUGCGAUAUCGCAUGGGAUAUUCGAAGUGAAAGCUUAUGCUGCCAACCAUUUCAUCAACAAAACUUCCGGCACGUACCGUAAGGCGUAUGCGCAAUGCGUGGUAGAUUUACUGGAAAUCCUGAAAUACUACUGCUAUCAAGUGAAUUACAUACAGCGGUUUCCCUACCUGAAUUACAAUGUAGAAAGACUUUUGAAUGAAAGCAGCCACCAACCUGUACAAUGUGUCGAGCAGCACAAUAUCGGUUACCGAUUGCUUCAAAAGCUAGGCUGGUCGGGUGGUGGGCUAGGAUCGAAACAGACGGGCAUAUUGCGGCCGAUCGAAGUGUGCUACAAGCAUGAUCGCAGAGGGCUCGGUUCUAAAAAGCCCACGAAAAAGAAUCAACCCAUAGACACGAUCGAAGACUAUUGUCACAUUGAUAUCCCCUUCUAUCACAUGCUUAUGGAUGCUAUCCUUGCCCGGCAGCCGUACUACGAUCUCAUAUUUUCACCGGAGUUUACCGAGAGCGAACGGAUACUAUUGACGAGAUUAGCAGCGCAGCGAAGGCUUCGGUGUGGAACACGAAUCAGCGAGACUGGGCAGGCUCAGUUUGUCAUCAAACGGUAUCCUUUACCACCGCAUGUCGUGCUGGCGCAGGUGCUGGUAGAAAAUCAUCCACUCGUAUCGAAGUACUAUGAAGUUAUACCACCCAGGAUGUUCCUCCAGUCGUACUAGCGACAACACAACAGCACCGGUGCAUUGGUUUUAUACGGUACGGAAGUAAAGGCAAGCUGCUACCGUGUCCUUGCAUAGUUAGCGGUGCGUCAAGAUUGGAUAGAAGAGUCCGAGAAAAGCAUACACUGAAUAUAAUAAGUUAAAGAGCGAUUUGAACAUAUGAACUAAGUGCCAAACCAGUACGUUUGUGCAGAAAAGCAUAGAAAAAAUAGCGUUACGAACUGCUAGCAGUUAGCUGAGUUUAAAAUCAUAUUGCUUGUACGUUUUGAAUUUACUAUGUUCCAAUUUUGAAUACAAUAGAAGUUAUG